Molecule: messenger RNA, 1185 nt
Organism: Micromonas commoda
Lineage: Eukaryota; Viridiplantae; Chlorophyta; Mamiellophyceae; Mamiellales; Mamiellaceae
Exons: 1
Coding region: 1-1185 (394 amino acids)
Molecular function (GO): protein binding
Source: RefSeq, a predicted model, not a curated record
AUGUGCCCCGAACUGCAGGAGAGAUGGCCGGAGGCAUCGCCAGCAGAGCACUGGGAAGGGGUGACGCUGGAAAACGGCCGGGUGGUGGAGCUCGAGUUGGAAGACGUUGGCCUGACCGGAGCGGUGCCGGCUGAGCUUGGUCGCCUGAGCGCGCUGAGGAAGUUGAACCUCGGCCGCAAUCAGCUGACGAGUGUGCCGGCGGAGAUCGGGCAGCUCACGUCGCUGGAGGAGUUGCGCCUCGACCGCAAUCAGCUGACGAGUGUGCCGGCGGAGAUCGGGCAGCUCACGUCGCUGGAGGUGUUGUACCUCGAGAGCAAUCAGCUGACGAGUGUGCCGGCGGAGAUCGGGCAGCUCGCGUCGCUGGAGGUGUUUUACCUCAGCCGCAAUCAGCUGACGAGCCUGCCGGCGGAGAUCGGGCAGCUCACGUUGCUGGAGGGGUUGAGCCUCGCCAGGAAUCAGCUGACGAGCGUUCCGGCAGAGAUUUGGCAGAUCACGGCGCUGGAGGCGUUGUGGCUCAACGAAAAUCAGCUGACGAGCCUGCCGGCGGAGAUUGGACAGCUCACGUCGCUGAAGGAGUUGGGGCUCGGCGGCAAUCAGCUGACGAGCGUGCCGGCGGAUAUCGGGCAGCUCACGUUGCUGGAGGGGUUGAGCCUCGACAGCAACCAGCUGACGAGCGUGCCGGCGGAGAUCGGGCAGCUCGCGUCGCUGAAGUUCUUGCACCUCCAAGGCAAUCAGCUGGCAAGCGUGCCGGCGGAGAUCGGGCAGCUCACGUUGCUGGAGGGGUUGAACCUCGAGAGCAACCAGCUGACGAGUGUGCCGGCGGAGAUCGGGCAGCUCGCGUCGCUGAAGAGGUUGAUCCUCAGCCGCAAUCAGCUGACGAGCGUGCCGGCGGAGAUCGGGCAGCUCUCGUCGCUGGAUGGGUUGAACCUCGAGAGAAACCAGCUGACGAGUGUGCCGGCGGAGAUCGGGCAGCUCGCGUCGCUGAAGUUGUUGCACCUCAGCUACAAUCAGCUGACGAGCGUGCCGGCGGAGAUCUGGCAGCUCGCGUCGCUGGAGUGGUUGUGGCUCAACAACAACGAGCUGACAAGCGUGCCGGCUGCGAUACGCGAGCUCAGAGCGGCGGGCUGCCGUGUGUAUCUGGGUGAUGGCGUGAUGGGACGAGUGAUCGCGCACUUCUCAGCGUAG